Molecule: messenger RNA, 2215 nt
Organism: Seminavis robusta
Lineage: Eukaryota; Bacillariophyta; Bacillariophyceae; Naviculales; Naviculaceae
Source: the annotation of a GenBank genome assembly
AUCGGAUUUUGCGCUGGAAAGCUCUUGUCUUCAUCACUUUUACUCCAAUCAAUCUAUGGUACAGUACCGGUACAAUCGGAUGUAUCAAGAUGAAUGACAGGGUGUUUCUCAUCCUGGUUCGGUUCCUGUCCAUCAUGGCCUUUGGCACGUCGAUCUUUGGCUGUGUCUUUGCCAUGCACAAUAUCGAAAUCAACGAGUAUCCAUGGGUAUCCAAUUUGUUUGAUAUCAGCUGCGAGGACCUUUCUGGAGAGAGUCGAGAAUACUGCGAAGCCUCCUACAACGAACGCCACUACACACUGUGGCGCUCCUUUGGGAACUUUUUCUCCUGGAGAGAUUGGGAUGGCGGUGUCCUGUGUGGCACAGAACACGGUCUGCAAUUGCCCGAUUCCCUACCCCCCGAGGUGGCCCACUUGAUUGACGGCAACAUUGGACAAUGCAGCAAAGCCAUGGCUAAUGUGGCCGUAGCAUUUGCCGUCAUGACAUGUGGCAUGACGGCCUUUCUCACAAUCUACAUUACUGUACUGGCGCAUGAUAAUGAUGCUCUGCUCAAAAUGGUACUCUUUGGGGCCAUGGCCACUUCGGCCACGGUGAUUGCCGUUUAUUGCUUGGAAAUUGAUCCCCUUCGACUCAAGCCGACCUUUUGUGACAGUCAGACGCUCUUUGAACACUGUAAACAGAGCAUGGGAGAAGGAUUUUGGUUCCAGGUGGUCACGCUCAUCAUGACAUCCGUGUCACUCAUGCUGACAUUUGCCUGGUCCUGGCUGGUCCCACCCCAAGUGGGGAUUGAUCGAAGAGAAACACAGCCACAUCAUGAUGGUCCAAUUUACUUGACACUUCACUUUUACGUCCAGUUGGUGCGAUUCGCCGAACUGGCCAUUUUGAUCGUUGGCAUUGUUUCUACAUUUACCGUCGUGAGCACCACCAUUCCGGAAAUCACACAUAAUUCAACCAAUCAGACUGGCCUAUUGAGCCAUGCAUUUGCGGGACAGGGAGGAGAGAUGGAAACACAAAUCAAUUUGUGGCAAGGCCUCUUUUGUCAUCCCUUUGGGGCACGGUUAUUCCUGUGGUCCGUGGUUCUGGAGGAAGCAGACCACCAAGAUGCCGACUCUGAGCCAGAAACAUUUGGGCACUGCGACUUUAAAGAUCUAUUUGAAGUCCAAAUGGGCAUGAUCAUGGCGGCCGUUUCCGCCAUUACCGCCAUGGCCUUUCAGAAGGAUGCCAAAUCCAUGCCCCUGGCCUACAUGAUUGGAUUCAUCAUGCACUUCAUGUCCAUGGUCAAGCUGACAUGGGCCAUUACCGCGUUCAUGUUGCACGUCUUUCCAGGGCGGGACCACAUUGAGCCAUCCUACUGCUCUCGCUGGAUUGACUUUGUGCCACCUGGAGGAUCUUGCGAGAUGGAAGUGGGCGUGGGAAUCUAUCUUUCGGGCGGCGCCUUGGCGGCCGUCGCCAUUAGUUUUGUGGGAGAAGUAGCCAUGCAACAAAGUUCCGAGUAUGGUGUGGGGACAGCAUUCCGAACAUUGAUGGGCCGUGUGCGGCAAGGAAGAUUCGCCGAUCUGGGCAAGGCUGCGAGUGAGCGUUCCCUGGCUGUUGGUGAUGUGGGAAGCACUCAGGAUGAUAUGGACGAACAGGUUGACAAUUCAAAGCAAGUGAAAAACAGCACCUACAAGUUAGGGAGUCAACAACAAUAUCAGUUUGGACCUGGUGACCAGAGUUAUGAGGAUGACCAAUUGGGUGAAGCGCCUCCAAUUUCGUGGAGCGUGAUUCUCGUCUUUGUAAUGAUAGUCGUCGUGGUUGUGAUGAUGGUUGUGUUGGUGUCAGUGGUGGUGUACGAAAUGGCCCCAACCUCUAGCCCGUCGUAGACAAUUAUGCUUUGGUCGGAAAGGAGCCAAUCUUGGGGAGCUGCCGCUUACCAUUGGUCUCAAGUCUCAAGAGCUGCGACUUUUUGUGUCAGACGACCUUGCCCCCGAGGAGGCGUUGGUUUCUGACAUCAAGCUACCGAUGCAAGGAGACCUUCGACAAAAUGGUCAACCAAGCAUUACGACACUCGGCUAGCACUCGGAUAGCACUCGGCUGGCUAGUUAAGUCGGCCACAACCACAGUCUAUCGGGCUUGUGUCGAAGUUUUUGACGCAACAAGACAUAGUGCUUCCGACAGCGCAAUAGUGAGGAACUCGGCAACUGCGUAGAGAGUGGCCGGAACGAGUGCACCAACUAAA